Messenger RNA from Macadamia integrifolia, 1541 nucleotides. Its product is annotated as protein CURVATURE THYLAKOID 1D, chloroplastic. Lineage: Eukaryota; Viridiplantae; Streptophyta; Magnoliopsida; Proteales; Proteaceae. The transcript has 6 exons. Gene Ontology annotation, cellular component: thylakoid; chloroplast thylakoid membrane. The record is from RefSeq and is a predicted model, not a curated record. The coding region runs from base 724 to 1332 and encodes 202 amino acids.
AUAUUUCUUCUCCAAAGGAGAAGGGUGAAAUGUUCAAAAGGGUUUGUCGUUUACAAGACAGAGCAUUGGGGCGCACAGCUACAUCACCGACAUUGUUUCUCCCGUUGCUUCUUCCGGCGAGUCUCUAUUGCUAGCUUCAAGCUUCUCCCUAACCCCCCUUCUCGGUAGUCUUUGGCGCAUACCCUCUCUUACCGGCAUUUCGGACCAUCGCUGGUAUGGUUCGUCGGAGCUCCUGACGUCGAAGCACCAAGGCGAACUUGCCAGAUGAGGCCACAAAGAAAGCUAAAGAGGGUCAAGUGGUGGACGGUGGAGCAGCGGUGCAUACCAGUCGGCAACAAACGGCUAAGAUGAUUCCUACUCCGCCCUCUUGGGCAUUCUUUCCCAAGCUGGCAGUAUGGAAAUAUCUUUCCUCUUAUCUCUUAUGUCUUAUAGACGAAUGACACGUGUCAUCCAUUUUCUGCCACGUAUUGACUCUGAUCUCUACGGCGUACAUUUCUUCCGAAUUUUAAACCGUUAGAUGUCCCCUGGAAUCAAAGAACCAGAGACAAACAUCAUCCGAAGGCGGAAAGACGGCAUAUUACUCCUUCCGGUUGAGGCCUUGAGGGCUUACUGGCUUAGCAAUAGAGACGAGAGAGUUUCUGGACGCCAGAGAAGUGUGGAGAACAGUUUCAGUUUCGUCGGCGUUUUCACUUGAGCAAUUAGCAGCAAUAAAAAUUGUUCGAAAUGGAGCUCUGUACAUCCCCCGCCAUCUCCAACCUUCCCCAGAAAAGUUUCUUUGCUCCGAGUUCCUCUCCGCUACGCUCUACAGCUUCUCUGCUUCCCAAGAAAACCACAAUCUCUUACAGAAAGUCAGGAUUGCUCCAUUUCUCUUCCCCUUUGCUGAGAGCAACAACUUCUGAAGAAACUUCAACUAGGAUAGAUGGGAAGUCAGGAGAAGCGCCUGAUGGACUAAUAACAAUGGAGGAAACUCCAGCAAAUGAAAUAAGUGGACCAUAUGAAACAAGGCCUUCAGAAGCAUCCACAGAAUCUCCUACUGGGGAACAAAUUCAGAUCUUUGAACUUUUGGACAAGCUUAACGUAAAGUUGGACUCAGAAGAUACAUACCCACUUCUCCUUUAUGGUGGUGGUGCUUUGGUUGUGCUGUGGUUAGUAUCAGCCUUGAUCGGUGCAGUUGAUUCUAUUCCUCUGUUUCCAAAGCUGUUGGAAAUUGUGGGUCUUGGCUACACAGUCUGGUUCAGUUCCCGCUAUCUGAUCUUUAAGAAAAAUAGGGAGGAGUUAUUUGCUAAAAUUGAAGAGCUUAAGCAGGAGGUUCUCGGGUUAUCGGAUGAGUGAUCUACCUUGAGUUGGGUGGUGUUGGUCACCUCUUGGACCCUUGUCAGAAGGAUUGAUUUGCAUCGGGUUUUGCUCAGUUCACAAGAAGAUUCACUGAAGCUGAAUGGCAUCCUGGGUACUGACCAUAAAUACUGGAGGUUUGCAUUUCUGAGGGUUCUUGUGUUUGUACAGAAUAUUAACACAAUAUUACAACUGAGAAUAUCCUGCAA